This is a messenger RNA of Olea europaea var. sylvestris, 658 nucleotides long. Its product is annotated as probable serine/threonine-protein kinase PIX13. Lineage: Eukaryota; Viridiplantae; Streptophyta; Magnoliopsida; Lamiales; Oleaceae. The transcript has 5 exons. Gene Ontology annotation, molecular function: ATP binding; protein tyrosine kinase activity. Gene Ontology annotation, biological process: protein phosphorylation. The record is from RefSeq and is a predicted model, not a curated record. The annotation marks the transcript as partial.
AUUGCUGACCCAUAAAUCUUUGAGGGUUGAUUUAACUGAAUUUUAUGUCAGUUUGGCGACAUCAGAGACAACCAGUAAUACCACGUUGUUAACAGGAAGCAGCAAUGUUUCUGGGAACAGUCAAUUCUCAGCUGCAAGUGGAGGGGACGGGGAUAGUCCAUCGGGACAAAUAUUACCUCUCCCCAAUUUAAGAAUGUUCUCCUUUUCCGAGCUGAAGACAGCAACAAGAAAUUUUAGAAGUGAUACGGUGUUGGGAGAAGGUGGCUUUGGAAAGGUCUAUAAAGGUUGGCUCGAUGAGAAAGGGACGACGAAAGGUGGAACUGCAAACGUAAUUGCAGUUAAGAAGUUGAAUGCCGAAAGCUCUCAAGGAUUUCAAGAGUGGCAGUCUGAGGUAAAUUUCCUUGGAAGGCUUUCUCAUCCAAAUCUGGUUAAGCUGUUGGGAUACUGCUGGGAGGAUAAAGAGCUGUUGCUUAUUUACGAGUCCAUGCAAAAGGGAAGCUUAGACCACCUUUUCAGAAGGGGUUCAGCUAUUCUGCCUCUUCCAUGGGACACAAGGCUUAAGAUUUUAAUUGGAGCAGCAAAGGGACUCGCGUUUUUGCAUGCAUCGGAUAGAAAAGUUAUUUAUAGAGACUUCAAGGCCGGAAGAUUUAUUAGUUAG